UCUCGCGGAUUUCUCUUCUUCACCAUGGCGCGAUGCGCUCCUCCUGACACCGGCACCAAGGAUGAUGGUGACGGAUGAAAGAUGGAUAAACUAUCCGCGAGCAUUAACGGACUCCCGUGGAGCUCCGUGGAGCUGCCGCUGGACGUGAUCGUGAGCAAAUUCCGCCUACCGACACUCGUGCGGCUGAGCCACGGUGAGAAUGUGGAGGGUUUAUCAGAGGAGGACGUGAUAUUUCUUCACUCCUGCAGACAGUGGACCACAAUCACUGCCCACAGCCUAGAGGAGGGUCAUUAUGUGAUCGGACCCAAAAUAGACAUCCCACUACAGUAUCAAGGGAAGUUUAAGCUACUGGAUCAGGAUCGGGAUGUACGUGAGCCAGUUCAGUAUUUUGGAAGUGUGGAAGAAAUCGCGGAAAUCUUUCCUGAUCGUGUGUUCGUCAUGGAGCCCAUUACGUUCAGCGUUAAGGUAGUAUCUGGGGAGUUCACGGAGGACAGCGAGUUGUAUAAUUUCUCUCUGCAGACGGGAGAUGAACUAACUCUGAUGGGCCAGGCAGAAUUGCUCUGCGUUCAAUCAACUCGUGAGAAAUCCCGCCUAACCACGCUGCUACGUCGACUGGGCAAGGCGAGUGGAGCUUUGGGACGUCCCGCACGCACAAAGAUGCCUUGUUUGAUAUGCAUGAAUCAUCGAACAAAUGAGAGCAUCAGUUUGCCGUUCCAUUGCCGCGGGCGCUUCUGCACACGUUCGCCGCAGGAGUUGCAAAUGCAGGGUGGCGAAUAUACCGUACGUAGCAUAAUCGAGCGUGUACGACUACCUGUGAACGUAUCUGUGCCAUCACGACCUCCUCGAAACCCGUACGACCUGCACGCGAUCCGUGAGGGCCAUCGUUAUAAACUUCUCAGCAUCAUCAGCAAAACUGUCGUUCUCUGCUGUAUACUUCGCAAAGAGGAAGUUAGUCCGUCUCACUUCCUGUUAUUAACGGACAUGCCUCGCUUUGCUCUGCCGGAUGGUCUUUUAUGCGUGGAUGCUUCCUACCAGCAGGUGGUGCUACAGUGCGCGUUGCGGUGCCAGGAGAGCUUCAACCCGGACGAUUAUUCGCGUGCCGUGCGCGAAGUGAAGACAGAUUUCUCAGAGGAGUGUCUAAGCCCACGACGGAUUCGAGUUUGCGUUCAAGGCUACGGCCGUGACGAGCUCGGGACGUCCUUACAGGGACUGUCUUUGUGCAUGUACGGAGGCGGAGCGGUCACGCACACUCACACAAUCUCGCAUGGCUGCAGAGACUCGCUGCUCGAUGCACAAACACUGCCCUCUAGUGACGGUGACGGAGAGGAACGAGAAUACGUCAUGCCGGAUUGGUCAACAGAGACGCAGGAGAUUCCGUACGAGGAGCUCUGGACCGAUCAGACUUCGGGAAGCUUUGGUGUGACUUCUGAGAGCGGUGUGAAGGCAGAGCAUAACCUCAUAGCCUUUCACUCCACUACCACAUCAUUGGAUGGAACGAUGGGAUCCACCCAGGUUGCCAUGGUGCAGAUGGAAGCAGGAAGAGUGUCGAGAGCAUCGACUCCACCUCCCGUCCCACCCAAAUCAGAAGCUGUGAAAGAAGAGUGUCGUUUCUUAAAUGCUCCUCCUGUUCCUCCCCGCUGUGCUAAAGGCCCCGCCUCCAGCCCUCCAGUCCUGCCCUGUUUCCCUAAAACUCCACCCACACAGACACUUAGCCCAAACCUCUUUUAUUCAUCUGGACUGCAAGAGAGUUCUGCUCCUCGUAGUGGCAGUAGCUCUCCGUCACCUGACUCUUAUUCUCUCUACUGUUACCCGUGCACCUGGGCUGACUGUGUGACCUCUGACCCCUGUGUAAGCCCUGAUCCCAUCCAGCCUGCACAGGCCUGUUGGUCCAACCCCAGAGGAGGCGGGGCCUACACCUCCAACAUCUUAAAUACACCUCUUCUGAGCACUAACUCUGCCCAAAAAAACUACUCCACCUGUCCCAGGCCAUGCCCGGUGGCGCAGAACCGCUUCGCACCAUUUGGCGCUCUAAACCCUUUUGCCAAUCCAGGACAUGCCCACAGCUCCUCAGAUUGGCUCACUACUGGUAGGAACUCCCCCACUCUGAUAACUGACCUCAUUAGCUCCACCCCCCAGGAGCCUCAAGCCAAUCAGGGAGGUGCAAAAGUGGUUCCCGAGCCUCCGCCCAGACCAUUCAAGAGUUCAGAAGAGGACACGGUCACAGUAAACCCCGCCUCUGUAUCAAUUACCAUGGUGAGAGGGGCUGAAGGCGGGGCUGGGUCAUCAUGGCGACCCCCAGCGGAGCUGUGCUGGCUUUCUGUGGAGGAGGUUUCGUCCAGUCUGCGGUUCAUCGGCCUUUCAGAUGACGUGGUUGGUCUGUUCAGCCGAGAGAGAAUUGAUGGCUCUAUUUUCACCCAGCUGACGGAGGAAAUUCUGUCUGAGGACUUUAACCUUACAAAGUUACAGGUCAAAAAAAUCAUGCAGUUCAUCAAGGGAUGGAGACCCAAAAUAUGAAGAGCGCGGGAAUGUGUGUGAGUGUGUGAGUGUGUGUGUGUUUGUAUUGGAGGCAAAGGGAAUGAAAGGGCAGCGUCCUCAUAUUCCAAUGAAUUUUUGGAUGAUUUUAUCUUAGGGGUCAUUCCUAGCAUGCAGUACAUUUUCAUGCCUCAAUCAUACAUCUAAAAUAUUUGAUACAAUAUUAAACACUUAAUUUUCCCACAAUUUAACAAUUAAGUGAA
Xyrauchen texanus (razorback sucker) is the source of this 2735-nucleotide messenger RNA. Its product is annotated as GRB2-associated and regulator of MAPK protein 2-like. The record is from RefSeq and is a predicted model, not a curated record. The transcript has 6 exons. NCBI's taxonomy places the organism in Eukaryota, Metazoa, Chordata, Actinopteri, Cypriniformes, Catostomidae. The coding region runs from base 82 to 2514 and encodes 810 amino acids.